Messenger RNA from Cryptococcus amylolentus CBS 6039, 1031 nucleotides. RefSeq lists its product as hypothetical. Gene Ontology annotation, molecular function: gluconokinase activity. The coding region runs from base 510 to 1031 and encodes 173 amino acids. Gene Ontology annotation, cellular component: cytoplasm. The transcript has 3 exons. Lineage: Eukaryota; Fungi; Basidiomycota; Tremellomycetes; Tremellales; Cryptococcaceae. The record is from RefSeq and is a predicted model, not a curated record.
AUGUAUGAAUAAGAACCGAAAAUCGAGGACAACGAAGACAAACUGGAGGAUCUGGGUUUGCAUGGUUGUUUUGCAAGGUUGGGAUAUGGAUGGAUGGAUGGAUGGCAGGGGAAUAGAAAUCGGAGAUUCGGGCCGACGGAUGCCGUUUUCGCGGAGGGAUGACAUCUUUCUCCUCAUCUCUUUCUUUGUCUUUCUUUCCCCAUCUUACUUUCCUUCGACGAACCAAUAGAUUAUAUCCAUAGAACAACAAAUGUCCCUCAAGCCAGAGCACGAGUUGACUGUCCCGGCGCACCUGCCGGACCCGGUGCUGAUUAUCGUUAUGGGACCCGCAUCUUGGUGAGCUUCCCCUCCAACAAACAUCAUCCACCAAACAAACCAAAACUAUACAAUCCGUGCUGAUACGUGCUCUUAUCAGCGGCAAGUCCACAAUAGGCACCGACCUCGCGUCCGCCCUCCACAUCCCCUUCAUCGACGGCGACUCGCUCCACCCAAAAUCGAAUGUAGAGAAGAUGUCGAGGGGUGAGGCGUUGAGUGAUGAGGACCGGUUGCCUUGGUUGGCGCUUAUACGUUCCACGGCGGAACGGGUUUGUAAGGAGGAGAGUGAGAAGGGGGAGGUGGAGGGUGGGAAGGCUGGGGAAGGGGGGAUAGGAAGGCCGGGGGUGGUGAUUGCUUGUUCGGCGUUGAAGGGGUGGUAUAGGGAUAUCCUGAGGGGCGUUGUGGAAGCUGAUCCGCCCCCCAAAGACGACUUGGUGGAAGACCACCCCGCCUCAAACGCGCACCACCGCGCGACGUCCAACCUGAAAACAUACUUUGUCUACUGCUGCGGCACGCCCGAGCUGCUGCACGAGCGGAUCGCGGCGAGGAAGGGCCAUUUCUUUGGGGCGCAGAUGUUGCAGAGCCAGCUGGCGAUUCUGGAGGAUCCGAGCGGGGAGGAGGAUGUUGUGGUUGUGGAUAUUGAUGGGACGAGGGAGGUUGUUGGGGAGAGGGCUGUGAGGGGGGUUAGGAGGUUGUUGGAGGGGGUGCCGAAGUAG